UCAAUACAGUGAUAUAUGACCUCAUGUGGUCAUUUGAAGAGGAACCUGGGGAGAGCUUGAUUUCAGAGAUAGUGACUCUGAGAAGCUCAAUCUGUAGUUACUCUUUCACAGCACAUCUGAGCCCUGCUCAGAAUGCUGCUGAGUUGAGUCUGCAGAGUUCUGCAGUUUCUUUGUCUUCUCUCUAUAAGAAGGCUUCAGUGCAGCCUCUGAUCAGCAUCACUACUUGUCUGCACUAUGCUAAGCAGCUGAAGAAGAGAGAGAUUCUAUGCAUUCACUUCUUCUCUCACUUCUGUUAUUUUCAUUAUACUCAUAAUAAUAACUUCUAUCUCUCU
Molecule: messenger RNA, 332 nt
Organism: Blastomyces dermatitidis ER-3
Lineage: Eukaryota; Fungi; Ascomycota; Eurotiomycetes; Onygenales; Ajellomycetaceae
Exons: 1
Source: RefSeq, a predicted model, not a curated record